This is a messenger RNA of Sebastes umbrosus (honeycomb rockfish), 2521 nucleotides long. It is a transcript of the gene ptcd1, whose product is annotated as pentatricopeptide repeat domain 1. The record is from RefSeq and is a predicted model, not a curated record. Gene Ontology annotation, biological process: tRNA 3'-end processing. NCBI's taxonomy places the organism in Eukaryota, Metazoa, Chordata, Actinopteri, Perciformes, Sebastidae. Gene Ontology annotation, cellular component: mitochondrial matrix. Gene Ontology annotation, molecular function: tRNA binding; protein binding. The transcript is spliced from 8 exons. Bases 172 to 2304 code for a protein of 710 amino acids.
ACUCAAUUAAUGUCCGUGUUAAUUCAUUUUUAAGGACUAAAGCGCCAGACAGGGUGCUUUAUAAUUAUUGUUCGAUAUCUAUUAUUCAGGUCUUGUCUAGUGUUUGUCAUUGAAGCAUCGUGGUGCGCACAACAUGACGGAAGAAUAGUUCGCUAGAUAAAAUCACUAAACAUGUUGACGUCUGUCGCCUGUUCGUGUUUGAGAAACGGGAGGAAAGUCUCGGUCCCGGUAGCUACGUGGUCCCUCUUUUCACCAGCUAAGACCUCGACCAGGACUCUGACUCUGACACACCGGUCACCGGGGCUCCUCACACCGACUCACCGGCAGCUGCUGUCCGCCAGAUCAGUGUCUCUAUCGGCCGCUUCACAUGGAGGUACAGACCCUCUGGACGACCCUUCAGACCCACCACCACCACCACCACACCGGGAGGACUUCGGCUCCUUCUCCGCCGACUUGUCCUCCAGGAGGUCGUUCAGGAAGACCAGCCCGUUCAUGCAGGACCUGAAGCACCGAGACGACGAGGAGGAAGAGCCGGUGAGAGGUCGCAGGAGGCCCGCGAGGACAAACACACCCUACUGGUACUUCUUACAGUGCAAGAAGCUCAUCAAAGACAACAAGCUGCAGGAGGCCCUGGAUGUGUUCAGCAGAGACAUGCUGCAGGGAGAGAGGCUGCAGCCGGAGGAGUUCAACUACACGGUGCUGAUAGGAGGCUGUGGUCGAGCUAGACAGAUGAAGAAGGCCUUCAGACUCUACAAUGAUAUGAAGAAGCGAGGUCUAGAUGCUACAGAUGCCACCUACACCGCGCUGUUCAAUGCCUGCGCUGAGUCGCCAUCCAAACAAGCCGGUCUCCAGCAAGCGUUGAAGUUGGAGCAAGAACUCCGUCGCAAAAACUACCCCCUCAGCACCAUCACGUACCACGCCCUCCUCAAGACACACGCCAUCGCCAACCACCUUCAAGCCUGUAUUCACACGCUCAGGGAGAUGCUGCAGAACGGCCAUGCUGUAACUCAGGAGACGUUUCACUACCUGCUGAUGGGCUGUUUGAAAGACAAACAAACUGGAUUCAGACUGUCUUUACAGGUUUGGCGCCAGAUGCUGAGGUCAGGGAUUCUUCCAGACUCAAAGAACUAUAACCUGCUCUUGCGAACUGCCAGGGAUUGUGGGAUUGGCGAUCCUGCCCUGGCCACUGGUGUGCUGCUGAGGCCCGACCGGCAGUACGAGAGGGAACGUGUGUCACAUGUGAAGUCAGAGUCUGGACGCAAGGAUCUAAUAGACAUUGACUUCCUGGAGAAGCAGUUGUUUCUCCAACCUGAUCCACUUGGUGACAGUCAGCAGGACAGCAGAAGCAGUGAAGAGGAGUCCUACAGCAGACAAGACUCAACCCAGUUGGUCCCAGUCAGACAAAGAGAAACCGCCUCACUGCCUGUUGACUUAGCAGCUGAUUCUACAGCCCCCAAUCUGCUGGACCUUUUUGAGGGUAAGCGGGGUGGAGUGGUCUCCCUCGGCACCGUGGAUGGAGCAUCAGAUAGGCUCGCACUCAUCGGAGGAGCUAAAGGAUUCCUGGAGAAGAUGGCAGCUAAAGGACUCAGUCCAGACCUCAGAACUUUGACACUGCUGGCCGACACGAUGGAGCCGGGAUAUCAGUCUCUGCAGAUGCUGCUGAGGGUCGCCAAGCAGCACAAAGUGAAGCUCGACCGCGCCUUCUUUAACACUGUGAUUCGCAGAGCUGCCAGAGCUGGUGACCUGGAGGAGGCAAAGGCUGUGUUGAGUGUAAUGCGACAGCGCCACGUAAGCGUGGAUAUACAGACAUUUGGAAGCCUUGCAUUAGGCUGUGAGCGACAACAGGACGGGCUGCAGCUGCUGAAAGACAUUGAGGAGGCGGGACUUAAGCCUAACGUCCAGGUGUUCUCUGCUCUAAUUGGCCGAGCAACUCGAAGACUGGACUACAUCUACCUUAAAACAAUGCUCAAAACCAUGAGCAGCAUGGGGGUGUGGCCUAAUGAGGUCAUCAUCAGACAGCUGGAGUUUGCCUCACAGUAUCCUCCCAACUAUAACCAGUACAAGUCUAGAAACAACUACCUGGUCCAAAUCGAUGGUUUCCGUGGUUACUACCAGCAGUGGCUAAAAGACAUGCCUGCUCAGAGCGCUGAGGACGUUCAGGCAGAGCUGCAGUCUGAGACGGAUGCUGAAGUGCUGAAAACAGAAGUUGCAGAUGGACUGACAGAGAACCAGAGGAACCAGAGAGCAGCUGCAAGGAGAUAUAACUCUGAUUACAAGGGCAAGACGAGCAUCGCUACUCUGUAACAGCACUCCUGAAAAUAUCUCUUCAUGUCUCUCAUUGAUCCUCUCUUGAUCUGUUUGCAUCCAGCUGUGUAACCCUGGAUGGACUUCAGGUCAAAGUUGUAGCUCAUGGACGUUCUGUCGGUUAACUUGUUGCAGAUGCAUUUUUCUCCUAAGAUCGACGUCACUGUAAUUUAUUUUGAAAUUAAAGUAAAUGUUAAGUUUGAGACAUUAAAUCUCA